GCCCCGUCGCGGUACCGGCGAUUUUGCCCACUGUGCCGCGGCCCGUACGGCCCAAACUCCUACCAUGUUGCCGAUAUGGCACCUCGGGACUCCCAUUUCUACUUUCACGAUCUCAAGGCACUAUUCGGAUACAUUGCACGGACCAGGAGAUUGAAACAAGUUUUCGGAGAUGUCGCCCAUCCGAACCAGGAUGAAGAAGGAGAAACGAACGCUAGUUCACUGGCUUAUUCGAACGAGGUUGUACCAUUCAUCUCAUUUCCUUAAGUUAGCUUUCACGUUUUCGCGCCUGUGGUUUAGAUUGAUACAUCCUCCAAGAAUAGCAUACAAGAGCAGCUACGUUACAUACGACUCCACCCAUCUCAUUCCACCCCGUUCGCUCUGAACCCCCAACUUGAACCACAACCCAUGUCCCCGUCAUCUCACAUGGCAUCCUCAUCCUAGGUAUCCCCCUGGUCCAGCUUUCCGGCGUUCCUCAUGCGCUUGGCAGCACCUCGAUGCUCGUCCCCAUCCUCCGCACACUCGCAGAGAGCUUCGCAGCCGAUUCCACCGAUGAAUCUGGCGCGGACGCAGUCGUCAAUGCUAACGAAAAAGGCGGCGAAGCAUUAUGGGCGGGCAGCCAAGUGGGUCCUGUCACCGUAUUCCAAACAAACUCCCGCAUCGUUUUCGCAGGUGGCGUUCAGCUGUUCAGCGACAAAUAUGCGAGGAAGGAACUUCUUUCUGGGAUGCCGUCUGGAAACUCACAGUUUAGGGAUGUUGCGGCCGUUGAGCAUCACCGUGUUAACGAAACUCAGACGCCUUACAGCAGUAUCGAUGACUUGCAGUUGGAAUUUUCGAUGGUCGACCCUCACAUCCGCACUUCUCUGCUGCAUGUCCCUGGAUCCCCUGGUACAUACCAGGUCCAGUUCCGUGCUCCUGACAGACACGGUUGUGUUCUAAUUCGUCUUGACCUGGAAGAGGAAGGAGUGAGCCUUUAUUUCUUCUCGACAUCCCAAACUAACCGUUUUUACUCAUACUUCUCGUCGAGCAUGACUGUCCCCGUCAUGCCACCGAGACAUGACAAAUACCCUCGCUUCUUGAGCGUUGCAUGGCCAUACUACACAGGAGCCAUCAGCACGAGUGUCGGAUUUUUCCUUUUUGAAGAAGGGAUCCAAAGCACAGUGAAUACUUACCGGCGCCCGGUUAUGGAGCAAGCGAAAUAUACUGAACCCAUCGCUGAUA
Molecule: messenger RNA, 1218 nt
Organism: Suillus paluster
Lineage: Eukaryota; Fungi; Basidiomycota; Agaricomycetes; Boletales; Suillaceae
Product: Oligosaccharyltransferase 48 kDa subunit beta-domain-containing protein
Exons: 4
Cellular component (GO): endoplasmic reticulum membrane; oligosaccharyltransferase complex
Source: RefSeq, a predicted model, not a curated record